Molecule: messenger RNA, 8335 nt
Organism: Serinus canaria (Common canary)
Lineage: Eukaryota; Metazoa; Chordata; Aves; Passeriformes; Fringillidae
Gene: UMODL1
Product: uromodulin like 1
Exons: 23
Coding region: 2615-6229 (1204 amino acids)
Cellular component (GO): extracellular region; cell surface
Molecular function (GO): peptidase inhibitor activity; calcium ion binding; protein binding
Source: RefSeq, a predicted model, not a curated record
GGAACAGGGAAACGGAGCGGGGACGGCAGCGGGGAUCCCCCGAUCGCCCGCCAGACCGACCGACAGCCCGGCCGGCCGCCUUCCAGCGCGGGCAGCACCGCCCGCAGCGCCCCGGCCGCCGCCCUCAGCCCGCCCCGCCGCAGGGAAACUGAGGCAGCCGUCGCGCGGGUGGGGGUGGCCCGGCACGGGGGAGACACACACGGAGGGACGGGUGCGUGUGGCGGGGGACAGAGGGGUUCGGGAGGUGCCGCUGAGGUAACCUGCACCCACCACCCUCCCCGGGCCUGUGUGCUGUGGGUGUGAGGGGGAACCCGCGUGCAGCGUUAGUGCGCGAUUCACUGGAAUUUGUUCUUGUUUCGUCGUGAGGUUUUAUUGUGGUGAUUAUGAUUAUUAGGGUUUUUUAGGUGUAGGGGUAAGGCCCUGUGUGGUCUGUGAAGAAGCACCGUGCCUAGUGCCUCCCACUGUGUCCCUCACAAGCCACCCCCAACCCAUCACAUUUCUGUCCCCGUCAGAAACCACCACUGUCCCCACCAAAAGUCACCGACUCCCCCAAGGCACCCAAUAGCCCAUUCACCACCCACUGAACCCCUCCCAAGCCACUCAGUGUCCCUCAAAUGCCACCCCUAUUCCCCUCAAAAGCCACCCCUGCAACCACUCAAAAGCCACUCCUGUCCCUCUCAAAAGCCACCACCAUCCCACUCACAAGCCACCCACUGUCCCUCAAAGGCCACCACCGUCCCCCUCCCAAGCCAGCCCACCACCCUCUGCUGCCACCAGGGACACACACGCCCAGAUCCUGGUGGGUUUUGGCUCAGCCCCUUUAUAACUGCUGGUUAGAAAAAAAUUAUAAUGGCCAUUAUCAUUGCUUUAGGCUGGCUUCUCAUCGUGAUUAUCCGCUUUGAAUUAAAUACCUGAAUAGGGCUUUAUGUGUCAAAAUGCAAGUAUUAAAAUAGAAAUUAAGAAUUACAAGAUUCCUCUUGUUUUUGUCGAAGGCUAAUCUGGUGUGUUAUCUUUUCAUUAAGGACAGCUCUAGAGAUUAGCAUCUAAUCCCAUACAUGUUUUCAGUGUGCUUUCAGAUAUCCCACCUAAGUCACAAAUACUCUGAAGCAGCUGUAGAAUCCCUGGAAUGUUUUUAGGGAUGCAUUCAAGCCUUUUUUUGCCAAGGUUUUGUUGCAAAUGGGCUAAAACCCACGUAAGGGAAGGAGAUGUGCCUUACUGGGUCUGGCUCCUUUUUCCCCUCUCCAGAUCUUGGGGGUUUGUUUUGUCACUGCUGGCUCUUUCCGUAGAUUUGGAAACUGGGGAAGCUGCUUGUGAAAGGAGUGGGGUUUUCUCACUCAGGGACUCGUGCCAUGAUGUGAGUGUUGCUUUGUGAGCCAGCACAAAACUCCAGCAAGCUCUUUGGAAGAAUUCCCUCCUCUGGUUUGCAGUGCAGACAACUGCUCUGGCACGGGGGCUGCUGUGGUGAUGGGAACAAACAACUGGGAAAGCACUUGCAUCUGUUCCCAUAAACCAGUUUGUGCAGUGAGGCUGGCUGUGCUGCCAGGGGAGGAUUUGGGGAGCUAACCUGAGCUUUCUUCUUCUUUUCUUUUUUUUUUCUUUCCUCAUGUGUAAGUUACUUCUGAGCCAAGCAGAAACUAGUUGGUCUUGCAUAAUUUUUUAGCUGUGCUUCUCCAAAAGGGCCUGUGGCAGAGAUGGAGGAUCUCUGUCCCAGAAUUACCCUGCUGAAAGGUGGUGUACACUUGUGUGUGUGUGUGUGUUGCUGUGCAGGUAUUUAUUACCAGUAUUUUUAAUUUGUCAGGGUCCCUACUGAAAAUGCAGCCAGUAGAACAGAGCCCAUGCAGUGGCUUGUAUAAUUCUGUUGGAAAGAGUCCAGAAGAGGCCACAAAAUUGAUAAGAAGCCUGGGGCACCUCCCCUACAGCGACAGGCUGGGAAAAUCGGGGUGUUCAUCCUGGAGAAUGUUGUGUGCAGACCUCGAAACACCUUUCAGGAUCUGAAGAGACCUGCAAGGAAGCUGGAGAGGAGCUCUUCAUCAGGGACUGGAGUGACAGGACAGGGGGGAAUGGGUACAAACUGGAAAACGGGAAAUUCAGGAGACUGUUGGCUUGUGCUGAGCAAGUGCAGCUGGUCACAAUGAACACGUGCUGCUGCAGGGGAUGCAGGACACAAUCUUAAACUUGCUGCAAUUAAUACAAGACAAGAAUGUGGCUGGAAGAUAUGAAAAGGGCUGGACAGGACACAGUUUGUAUCCUUAAUUGCCUGAGUGGUCUUUUCAGUGCCUGAAUUGCUAAAAAGUAAAUUGUUGUGAGCCUAACUGAUGGUAACUGAAGAAAUGAUGCUGAUAUAAAUCAGAACCUCAAAGAAUUUCCAAAUUGCAAGUCAGGCUGGGGGAGCCAAGUAGAACAGGCAGAAGAGGCAAAUUCCCUGGAGAGAACACAAAGGAGAGAGAACCAGCAAAAUUCCCAGUGGAGCAUCUUUGUUUCUGUUGCCAGCAGUUAUCACCUCCCUGCAAAAGGAAAAAACCCAGAGCACCUUUUCCCCUACUCCAAAAGCUACCAGUGAGGACAGCCAAGCUCUGCCACCUUGGAAACAGAGGGAUAAGAAAGGUUUUCCAGGAUGGGCCCUGCAAUGGCCAGGAUCACCCUUAUUUCUGUUCUCAUCCUCUGGGCAGCCACACAGCAGGGAAUGGGAGAUGAAAUUACAGAAAAAGGCCUCUCUUUGCUAGGGUACCAUCUGUGCAACUACACCCUGACCAAAAAUGUGUCCAGAAUGGUUGUCUACCAAAAGUCCUAUGAGAAGAAGACAUCCUGUAGAGGCUGGAUCCCAUGGAUGGUGUGUCCCCAGACACACCACAGAACAGAGUUUCACAGUGUUGAAAUCCCUGAAACCAUCACUCUCACAGAUUGCUGUGAAGGGUAUGAACAAGUUGGACUCUACUGCUCUCUAGCACUCAAUAGAUCCAGUGUAUUUGCCUCAAGACCUGGUGUUUGUCCAGUGAAGGAUAUGGAAACAUUUGAUUAUCCUUGCACGUUCGAUACUGAAUGUCCAGGGCUGAAAAAAUGCUGCAGCUCAUCCAAAGGAGCAGGCUGUGUGGAUCCUGUGCCAGAGGGGAGGAUGUUCUGGUACAACGUGACAGUGCUGGUGAAAAUGGAUUUUAGUGAAUUGGUCCGAGUGGAUUCCCACCUUGUGAAUCAUUCCCGCCUUUUGCACUCCGUGAUCACUGGUGCAUUGCAGCCCCUGAAUGCCUCUGUGCACCACAUCCAGAGUAACCAUGGGGACAUCUACGCUGGGACAGUGGCCUCCCAGCUUCUCCUGGGCAUGCAGCAUCCAGCUCCUCUGGCAGAGGUUUCCUCCUCCCUGAAGGCCAUGGUGAAGCGUGUGCAUGAAGUGAUUGACACACAAGUGCAAGAUGUCAAUGAAUGCUCCUAUGCUGGAUUCAAUGCUUGCCCUGAGAAAAGCAGCUGUGUAAACCUGGAGGGUUAUUACAGCUGCCAGCCCCAACAUGAACAUGCUACUGUCAUCCCUCACUGGCUAAGCCCUAGGAAGGAAGGCAUUGCAGCAUCUACUCCAAGUUCAGUAAAUGCUGUUAGCACUGGCAGUAGCUCUCCUUCUCUAAGGAAAUCGAGUCUCUUGUCCAUAACCAACCAAUCUACAGAUGCUGGGUGCUAUCCCUCUGCAGUUACAAACCAUCAAAUCCUCAGCGUUACCAGCAACAGCUUUGAAAUGUCCUGGCUUCUCAGCUCCACUCUGAACCACACUUUCCAAGUCCGGGUGGCCAAGGGCAAUGAAACUGUGCAAAACCUGAAGACAGAGGAAAUGCAGGUGGAUGUGUCUCACCUGGAAGCAGGUGUGAUGUAUUCAGUAGAGAUCAGCUAUGAAACUUGUGGGAAAACCAUUAUCUCCCAUCAAAAUGUUAAAACAGAGGCCAAGAUAUUUGAUGUUACUAUGAGGAUUCUCAACUACAACUUCACUGAUGAUUUCCAUAAUUCCAGCAGCUCAGCAUAUGAGGAAUUUUCAAGGCUGUUGCUUACAGAGCUUGAAAAUUCAUUCCCACCCAACAUUUCUGCUUUGUACAAAUCUGGGAAGCUGAAAGUGCAGAUUGAAUCCCUGGCAGCAGGAAGCAUCAUUGUGAGGCUCAGAAUCACCGUGCAGAAUCCCGAGUUUCCAGUGGAUGCCUCCACAUUUGCCCCAGUGCUUUCCUACCUGCACAAUGGCUCUGUGCUAGAGGUGGAUCAGCAAAACACUGCAGUAGAAGACUGGGAUGAAUGUGCUUCCCAAGCUGAGAAUGACUGCUCAGUAUUUGCAGAGUGCAUCAAUUUGAUGGGCUCCUACAUGUGCAGGUGCAAGACAACCAUGGAUACCAAUCCAUCCCGACCUGGAAGAAACUGUGAGGGUGAGAUUGUGGAUCCUCUCACUGAAACCGUGGCUCCUGAAAUAAAAACCAGCAUGAACUUGGUUCCUGAAGAAGGCAGAAGCCCUGCAGGCCCUGCUCCCACUGCCACCAUGGGGACAGCGGCCGCUGCAGGCCCCGUGUCAAGCACCACCACACUCCUCCCUGCUGUGCUGGCCUUGAGUGACAAACAAGUGUCCCGCAGUCCCACCGGUGCUCCUCCAGUGCCUUGGCAAAAAGCCUUCCAGAAACUUAGUGGCACAGUUCAGAUAACAAACAUGGAAUACUCUCCAGGCUUUAGCAAUAACAGCAGUGAGGAAAAUCAAACCUUUGCACAGCUCUUUGUGGAUGAAGUGAAGAAAUCUCUGCCCCUUGAGGUGCUCCAGCAGAUGGAUGCUGGUCUGAUUAAAGUGCUGGUAGCUGGUGUUACUAAUGGGAGCCCAGUGGUAAGUUUCAGUUUGCUGCUUGCAGAAGAAGUGGAUGUCCACCAUGUCAUCACCACUUUUUGUAAGGCCUUGGAACACAGCUCCUACUUCACCAUGGACAGGAGCAGCCUCUCCAUACACGCACUUCACUUCAGCCAGAAGGCAACAGUGACAGAUGAGAAACCUGUGAACAGCACAGUUUUACCUGUGACAUCUCUGCAAACUUCAGCUCAUGUUUCCUCCCCUGCUUCACUGGACUUCUCUCCUGCUGAGCACAAAGCUCAGGAGGAUGCCAUGUCCUCCAGCACAGUGCUGAGUCCUCUCACCAUGGAUCCCGUGGCAAGUCCUGAUGUUUCUCCUCGACCAUCUCCAGCCCCCCUGGUCAAACCCACCCAAGAGGUUUCCAUUAAAGACGCUGUGAGUGUGUUUUGUGAGAUUGAGAGGAUUGUCCUUGCCAUCCAGAAGAGGUUCUUGCAGCAGGAGUCUAUCCCAGAGAGUUCCCUGUUCCUGGGGGAGCCUGGCUGCAAUGUGAGCACCAGCAAUGGCACCCACGUUGUGCUGCAGGCAGGAUGGAGCGACUGUGGCACCCAGGUUGAGACUAACAUGACUACUACAGUGGUGAGAACCACCCUUAAGAAUGAUGUUUCUGCUCAGGGAGUAAUCCACCACUUGAGCAUUGCCAGUCCCAUCCACUGUGUGUUUCAAAAUGAUGUCUUGACUUCCUCUGGGUACACUGCAGAAAGACUUUACACCAUCUUUGAGGAUUUGCAUGGAUCUGGAUACUUCAGAACAGAAAUGCAGUUGUUAAUUGGAAACUCCCCAGUCCCCAGAAAUUUCAGCGUCUCUGCCAGCGAGGAUGUGCUGAUCGAGGUGGGGAUACAGAGGGCAGACAGCCAGCUCAAGGUGGUUCUCACUGACUGCUGGGCCACUCCAACCAAUAAUUCAGUGCAUCCCCUGUCAUUUGUUUUUAUCAGCAACAGCUGUCCCAUCCCAAAUACUUACACCACGCUGCUGGAAAAUGGGAAUUCAAGCAAAGCUCAGUUUAAGAUGAAAAUUUUUUCCUUUGUCAACAACUCUGUGGUUUACUUACACUGCAGAAUUCGUAUUUGUAUGGAGUCACCAGGAAGCACCUGCAGGACUAGGUGCCAUGCAAAGGCUCGGCUCCCGAAGGCUGGAGAAACCAUCGCCCUGCACAGAACAUCCUGGGGACCCCUGUGUAAAUCAGCUGCAUCUGAUUCCAAGAGAGAGAAGGAGGCUGGAAUGGGAAUUGGAUACAUCAUCCUCAUAGCCCUUGCUGUGUUGGGUUUUGUGCUGGGAGUUGUGACCCUUCUCAUUUUCCAGUACCAGAGAAAGACAGGGAGAUACAACCUCAGGAUCAAGUCUGACAACUUCAGCUACCAAGUGUUCUAUGAUUAGUGGUUCAUAGGUUACCACAUUGGAAUCGUAUCUCAUCACAUGGAGAACUGAAGUUUGUCUUCACUCAACAUUUGGCUUUCCUUGCUCUACACAUCACUGAAUCUUUCAAAUUAUUGUAAUAUUAAAAAAGCUUCUAUACCCCCUUUCUCCCCAGCACCUCUUUUUUUUCUUAGCAAUCUGUUUCUUCCCUGGUAUCCUAAGAACUCUUUGUGACAACAGCUCCAGGUUGAAGUGAAUUUUGGCAGUUUUUCCACUAAUAAAAUAGAAGGGAAGAAAACAAAGACAUCUGGAUCUCUCCUCAAGUUUCGAGAUCUGGUUUUCUCGCUGUGACAUAUCACUAUGUGCUCCUCUUAGCAUCACUUGUGCCAUUCAUAUUGACAAGCUGCAUGUUUCCAUUGAUAUUCAAGGAAGUAAAUCAGCAAACCCUCAGACAGAUCUCUUUUUCAGUUUGUAAUUUGCUGUUUACUCAGGGUGAGGUUGAAACUUUGAGCUGUAACAGCGUUGAAGAGCUAAUUGUGCAACGCCUUAAGUAUACAGAAGCUGGGGAACCAGCAUUGGAUUUGCCACCAAGUAAGGAAUAGCCACUGUGGGUCUGGGGCUUAACCUACUCAGGGUGCUCUUCAGCAUGAGUAUUUGAAUUUGAUUCCUUCUGUAAUUGACAAGGUUUCAGUAAAAAAGGAAGAAAAAACAAAAAAAGAAUUUAUUUUUGUUUCUGGCAGCCCAUGUUUUUCCAGAUAAAUCAAUUGGUCCCUGUGUAUUCAGCUCAAUUAGACCCUAAUGAUUGUGCAGUCAAGCCACACACUGCUGCCCACCUAAGUGAGAGCUCUCUAAUUGCAGAUGAAGAGUUCUAAAUUUGACCUGAAUUUUGCCUGGCUGCACAAUCAUCAGUGCAGCAGCACAGGCUCACUUUACACAGUCCAUUGUGCACAACAACAGUCUGGUCAGCUGGAUAAACUGGAGCAAAAAUCUCUUUAUGCAGUCAGCAUCUCCUGCAGGGCUCUUUCCUGGGCUGCUCUUCUCUGGUGCCCCAAAUCUCCUCCUCAGUGAGUGUUGGAAGAUGGGAGGUGAAGAGGUGUCAGUAACUUGUCCCACCAGCCCUGGGUUCUGUUUGCUGCAGUCACUCCUCCUACACAGUGAUAAUCUGCUGUGCCUGGGUCACAUCCAACUUAGUAACUUAUAAAUAAAUUCCUCCUUUAGCUCAAUGGACACCAUUAUAAAUAACUCUUAGUGGAAAAUGGUCCUUAACUUGAAGUCAUGAAUGUUUCCAAGUAGUCAUGGCACUGUGGUGCUGAUUUUUGGGUACAGAAUAGCAUAGGAAAGUGGCUUUUCUAUCCUCCUAGUCCAAUUUCCAUUAGGUACUAGUAAGAUUACUGGGUAAAAGGCUUCCACAUUUUGCAAGAGGUUGAACUGAUUGAUUUUAGAGAUUAUUUAUAUCAAUAAAUUUCAGAUUAAUCAUUGAAUUCUGCUUUAGAUUCAAGUAACUCUGUAAGGACUAAGACACUUUGACUUGUCUUUUCCUUAUGGAAGUAAGAGUUACCAGAUCCUGAUCUAAAAAAAAAUAUAUAUAUAUAUAUAUAUAUUUAUAUAUCUCCAUUUAGUUGUAAGUGGUGAAACUAUAAAUUAUCUUUGCAGUCUUAAUCUGAUGAACAUGGAAUCAUAGAAUGGUUUGGGUUGGAAGGGACCUUAAAGACCACCUAGCUCCAAGUCCCUGCCAUGGGCAGGAACACCUUCCACUGUCCCAGGGUGCUCAGCCUGCCCUUGGACACUUCCAGGAAUGGGGAGUCCACAACUUCUUUGGACAACAACAUAACCAUCAGUUCUUGUUAUGUAGGAGUCUCUUAACUUUUGCUCAGUUUGCUGACAAAUGGGAAAUGUGUUUGCCUUCUGCACUCAGUGACAGGAUCAGCUAUUUUACUAUAAAUAUUUUUCUAGAUUUUAGUACUUAUAAUCCUGAACUUCUCGGAGGUGACAGGAUUAGAGAUCUGCCUGUUGAUUUUGGUGGAGCUAUGCCAUUUUCAAAAGCUGAGCACUCCUCAGGAUGAAAUGUCAAGCAGUAGCUUGUAUUUGAUACCUUGCAUGCUCAGCAGAAACUGUUAUUUGUGACUG